Molecule: messenger RNA, 1570 nt
Organism: Lingula anatina
Lineage: Eukaryota; Metazoa; Brachiopoda; Lingulata; Lingulida; Lingulidae
Product: mitochondrial chaperone BCS1
Molecular function (GO): ATP hydrolysis activity; ATP binding
Source: RefSeq, a predicted model, not a curated record
CAUUGCCUGAACAUGUUGAAAACAACAGCUACUUUUUUGAGCAGAAGAACUUCCUUGCCUAGUCUGAUUUGAGCUUUCAUCAUCUACCACUAAGGUCCCGAAGAUGACGAUCGCUGAGUUGUUUUCGUCUCUUGGAGACAACCCUUACUUUGGGGCAGGAUUUGGUCUUGCUGGUUUGGGAGCGGGAGCUGCCGUCUUACGAAAGGGCUUAGUAGUGGCAACAAUACUCUUCCGUAGGCACUGCAUGAUUUCAAUGGAAGUUCCCAGCAAAGACGUAAGCUAUCAGUGGAUCUUGAAAUGGAUAUCUGUAAGAGGCACCAAAACACACCAUUUAAGUGUUGACACCUCUAUUACUCAAAAUGAUGUUGGGAAGUUAACAACAAAAUACAAUUUUAUCCCGAGUCCGGGUGAUCAUUUCUUUAGAUACAAGAAAAACUGGAUCAAGGUAGAAAGGGUUCGGGAGCAACAAAUGACCGGUGCACACAGAGAAAACCCCUGGGAAACGGUUACAUUCAUAGCACUGGGAAACAACAGAUCUAUAUUCUUUGAUAUUUUGGAAGAAGCUCGUAUGUUAGCACUGGACAGUAUAGAAGGGAAACUGAUAACCUAUGUAGCCAAAGGAGCAGAAUGGAGGCAGUUUGGAUUUCCGAGAACACCAAGACCACUGAGUUCUGUAGUCCUAGAAGAGGGUGUUAAAGAAUCAAUAGUUUCUGAUGUGAAAGAGUUUAUAAGUAAUCAGCCAUGGUACUCAGCUCGGGGAAUACCAUACAGAAGAGGUUAUUUGCUUUAUGGACCACCUGGUUGUGGCAAAACCAGUUUCAUAACAGCUUUGGCAGGUGAAUUGCAGUUUAGCAUUUGCAUUUUGAGCCUUAGUGAAAUUGGUAUGACAGAUGAUAGACUGAAUUAUCUCCUGAGUAUUGCACCACAGGACAGCAUCAUACUAUUAGAAGAUGUCGAUGUAGCAGUCGCUGGAAGAGACAUGUCCAGAGAGGAUCCAGAUAGGUUUGCAGGCAUGGGGAGCCUCACUUUUAGUGGGCUGCUUAAUGCCUUAGAUGGAGUGGCAUCCACAGAGGGAAGAAUAGUUUUUAUGACAACUAACCACCUUGAAAGGCUACCACCAGCUUUGAUAAGACCUGGAAGAGUGGACAUGAAAGAGAAAAUUGACUUUUGUACAAAGUAUCAACUUGAACAAAUGUUUCUUCGCUUCUUCCCGGAUCAAAAUCAAGAAGAAGCAACAGUAUUUGCCGACUGUGUUAUGUCACAUGGUCAGGAUGUUAGUGCUGCACAGAUUCAAGGAUAUUUUAUGUUUCAUAAAAAUGAUCCCAAAAAUAGCAAUUGAAAAUGUUCAAAAAAUUUGGAGAACAGACUGAAUGCUGGUAACAUGCCAUGAAAGAGGAUUAAAUGUAAAUAACAUAACUACAUUAUGAUCCUUUGUUUUCAUUUAUCAAGAAAUGAGUACAUCUUUAAGUAUUAGGUUGACUAGAUUUUAAGUCAGAAUGUGAAUGUUGAGACUUUAGACUACAAAGAAGGUCAAUAAUAAAGUUUUUGUAUAAAAAUACUUUGGUUGUCA